Messenger RNA from Penicillium riverlandense, 1800 nucleotides. Its product is annotated as Transmembrane amino acid transporter family protein. Gene Ontology annotation, molecular function: amino acid transmembrane transporter activity. Gene Ontology annotation, cellular component: vacuolar membrane. The transcript is spliced from 4 exons. The record is from RefSeq and is a predicted model, not a curated record. Bases 1 to 1800 code for a protein of 599 amino acids. Gene Ontology annotation, biological process: amino acid transmembrane transport. Lineage: Eukaryota; Fungi; Ascomycota; Eurotiomycetes; Eurotiales; Aspergillaceae.
AUGUCUGCUCCAUUCCCCAUUGAGCCAAUUGCGCCGCCUCAGGUUCAUGAUCAUGCGACCGAGGAGAAGCCCCAGAUCCACCAGCGGGUCUGGGGUCUCGCGGCUCGGACAGACCCAACGGUCUCCUUCGAGGAGUUCCGCUACUGGGCCAAGAUCGAGCGCGCCGAGGAGAUCGAGGAAGAGCGCAAGUAUCGCCAGAUGCAGGGUCCCUGGUCCCUGAAGAAAAUGAUCAAAGGCCGCUUCUCCAAGGGUGUCCACCAUGAGAAGAAGAAGAUGGAGGAGCAGCAGCGCCAGCAGCAGCUGGCCGAGGUCUCGGAGAAAGGACCAACUGGCGUGAUCGAAUCCACCUACGAUACCAGCUCCAUGAGCUCGACCGAGGAGGAGUGGAAGACGGCGUCGCGUGCCUUGCGGACCGCCAGCUGGGGCUCGAUCUUCUUCCUGAUCACCACCGACAUCCUCGGCUGGUCCAGCUGUCCUUACGUCUUCUCCAGUGUCGGCUAUGGUCCCGGUAUCGCCCUGUACAUCAUCUUCGGUCUGGCCGCUGGUCUCAGUGGUUUCUUCCUGUGGAAGGUGUUCAUGACCCUCGAUUCGUCUCGCUAUCCCAUGUGCAGUUAUGGUGAUCUCUUCCUCCGCGUGUUUGGUCCCAAGACCCGGCAUGCCAUCAACGUCACCCAGUCCUUCCAGCAGUUCUGUUCCGUCAUGGUGUUGAUCUUGGGUAACGGCCAGAUCAUUUCCCAGCUGGCGGGACCCAAGCUGUGCUUCAUUGUUGCCAUGAUCAUUGCCAUGGUUGUGGGUAUCCUCUGCGGUAGUAUUCGAUCUCUCCAGCGCCUGGGUUGGCUGUGCAAUCUCUCCGUGUGGUUGAACAUUGUCAGCUUCAUCAUCAUCAUGGUCGCCUCUUCCAAAUUCGGCGUUGACUACACCUACAUCUUCAAUUCGACCCGCCUCAAGGAUAAGCUGCCCGUGAUGACUUUUGCUGGUCCACCUCCGGACAUGUACCAGCAGCAGUCUACUGGCUUCUCGGCACAGUUCAAUGCAGUUGAUUCCAUGGUUUAUGCGUACAGUGGUGCAAUUCUCUUCGUCGCUUUCAUGGCCGAGAUGCGCCACCCCAUGGACUUCUGGAAGGGCAUGAUCUGUGCCCAGGCCUUCAUCUGCUCUGUCUACAUCCUGUUCGGUGCUUAUGUCUACAGCAACUACGGCCAGUACUCCGGAUCGAACAUCUCGCAGGUCAUUGAGCCCUUGCAUUUGCAGGUAGUGGCCAAUGUGUUCAGUCUAUUAACCGGGUUUAUUGCAUGCAUUCUGUACUUCAAUGUUGGCAUGAAGACCGUCUACAUCGAGGUGUUCCAGGAGGUCCUGAACUUCCCUCCCAUUUCCUCGAGCAAGGGCCGCUGGAUGUGGUAUGCCCUUGGCCCCUGCUACUGGAUCAUUGCCUUCUGCGUCGCCGCGGCCGUGCCGAACCUGAACGGUAUCGUCAACUUCGUCGGUGGUCUGCUCGGCGUGAACUUCACCUACUCCCUUCCCGCCAUCCUCUUCCUCGGCUGGAUGAUUAAUGAUGGUGCCUCUCUGCCAGGCGAGGGCUUCGACCCUGCCACUGGGGUCUCCACCCAGCACGACCAUGGUCCCAAGCGCUGGAUGCGUGGAUACAUGGCUAAGUGGCACAUCAACACACUCGUUUUGAUCUACGCCCUUGCCUCCCUCGCCACCUCGGGCAUGGGUACUUGGGCCGCGGUUGAGGGUCUCAUCAGCAUCUUCGGACCUGGUGGAACUGUCGCUACUUCCUUCGGUUGUGCUUCGCCAGCUUAG